Molecule: messenger RNA, 1024 nt
Organism: Rosa rugosa (rugosa rose)
Lineage: Eukaryota; Viridiplantae; Streptophyta; Magnoliopsida; Rosales; Rosaceae
Exons: 3
Coding region: 184-717 (177 amino acids)
Source: RefSeq, a predicted model, not a curated record
AAAAUCCACCACCUCUCAGAGAAGCUCUAUCACUCUCUCUACUCCUUUCCCUUUCCCCUUUCUCAAUCUCACACACAGUCCACAGUCCACAAUGCCACAACUGGGUUUUACAGGGCAAAGCUAAAAAAUAUAGAAAUACCCUACUCGAAAAAACCCUAAUUGGAUUUUUAAAAUUGAUCGGAGAUGAAGGAUGACGAUGGCCUUCCGACGACGGCGGCGGGCGGCGGGAAGAGGGAGAGCUCCGAUUCGAGCCUAGUACUCGGGAAAGGCAGGUACAAGUUCUGGGCAUUGGCGGCGAUUUUGCUGCUGGCGUUCUGGUCAAUGUUCACCGGCACCGUCACGCUCCGGUGGUCGGCCGGGAACCUUAAUCGCUUCUCCGACGAAUUUGAUUCCCCUAUUCACGACGAUCUCGACGUCCUCGAAAUGGAGGAGAGGGAGAAGGUGGUGGAGCACAUGUGGGAUGUGUACACUAAUAGCCGUCGGAUCAGAUUACCCAGAUUCUGGCAGGAGGCCUUUGAGGCUGCUUAUGAGGACUUGACCAGUGACCUCCCUGGUGUUCGUGACUCUGCCAUUUCCGAGAUCGCAAAGAUGUCGGUGCGGUCAGUCGAUCUCGAUCCACCUCCGGUCCAAUCUGCUAGCGCACGGGAAUUUACAAAAGCACUGAAGCAUCCAGAUAAAGCUAGGGAACUCUUGUCCUCAACGAAGAGUGGUCGAUGAUAUGAAGAAUGUUAUGAACCGCAGAUCAAGUCUGCCUCAAUUAUCCUGAAAUUACAACUGCUCAUGUGUUGCCCAGAGUUUGCGAGUGGUAGUGAUGUGCAGUCAUACUCAGUUCAUGUUUUCAUAGGGAGGAAAAAAAAAACUAAACAAUGUAUUGAAUUAGGUUCUCAUUGUUCCAGUUUUGCAAAUCACAAACUUUGCCAUGGUGGUAAAAGUGAAAGAACCUAUCAAGUAGAUGAGUUAAAAGUGCAGGAAUUUUGAUAUUGAUAUUUAUUCUUAUAAAAUUUGAGUGAAAAAGAUUUAUGUA